AUGGCAGAGAAGCUAGGCAUUGCUGGAGCCUUGCAGCGCCCUACUACUUCAAUCAUGUUUGGAGAUGCAACUUCUAAGUCUCCUCUUGGAGUGUUCAAGAACUAUCACUUGAAAAUUGGAGAAUGCAUCAUCCAAACUGAUCUCACUGUGAUGGAAAUGGAAGAAGAGAAGGAUCUACCUCUGUUAUUGGGAACCCCAUUCCUUAGUACAGUUGGCGCUUCAAUAGACUUUCACAAGCAAGAAGUGAUCUUCACAAGGAAAGGGUUGACAAAGAACCAAGAGUUGGGAAGGAUAAGGUUGAGAGAGGACCAAGGAUUGAGAAGCCACGUCUUGAGAGGGCUAGAGUUGAGAAACCACGUUCUGAUAGGCCACGAGCUGAGACUUGUUCAAGCCCCUUGUGUGCUUGAUGAAGAGAGCCUUCAAGCUUUGUUUGAUGAGCCACUAGGAAGGGCUCUAAAAGAAGGGGAGGAUGUAGCCUCUAAGGCAAGACCAGGUGAUAAAAGAAAGGAUCCACCAGCUCAGGCCCCUUCAUCAAGCCAUCUCAGCUCACAAUGA
This is a messenger RNA of Microthlaspi erraticum, 555 nucleotides long. NCBI's taxonomy places the organism in Eukaryota, Viridiplantae, Streptophyta, Magnoliopsida, Brassicales, Brassicaceae. The record is from the annotation of a GenBank genome assembly.